Messenger RNA from Epithele typhae, 831 nucleotides. RefSeq lists its product as uncharacterized. Lineage: Eukaryota; Fungi; Basidiomycota; Agaricomycetes; Polyporales; Epitheliaceae. The record is from RefSeq and is a predicted model, not a curated record. The transcript has 2 exons. Bases 1 to 831 code for a protein of 276 amino acids.
AUGGACACGUCGCCUCCCACUUCCAUCCCGCGUCUUCGCCUCCCGUGUCACACGCUGCAGUACCAGAAUCAGGCUCUUACCCCCAUCGCCAGCCAGUCAACUCAGAACAACGACUUCCUGCGCGCCGAAGAUGACAACGAAGACGCGGGAUCGACGUCGCGCAUAGGCGCAGCAUCGAUCCCUGACAAGUCUUCUCCGAAAAACACGAUGUCCUCUAUCCCCUCCGCCGACAACCCCACCGCACGGCUGCGCGCUCUACUCGCUCGCGUCCCCAACUCCCCUGUCAACGGCGCGCCAUUCAUGUCUACAUCUCGACAUAUGUCGUUCCAUUCUACGUCGGAUAUUGAGUCCGACUUUGAGCCUCCUCCAUCCACGACUACCUCUAGCAAUGUGCGUGAAAGCUUGAAGGAACUCUUUUCACACACGCUGCGCGAAGCCGGCAACACGGCACGGAAAACAUCAAGACCACGCCGGAAUAGUAUCGAUGGGAGUGAGGUGGAGUCUAACACCCCGAAGUUUGAGGAGCGUGUGAGGCAUAAGGCGAGCAGGCAAGUUCUCAGUGAUGAGGAAGCGGACAAGUCAAGUGAGUCUCUGCGGUCUGCCGCCUCGACCUUUGACACGUUGCAACAGCGCCCGAACCGGUCUACCUCUGCCUUGCCUUCGCUUUCCGAUGACGAAAUGGUCAUCAACAUGUCCAUGUCUUCCCAGAACUCCCCUAUCCACCGGACUGCAAAGCCACCCACCCAUCCUCCCAAACACGAUGGCUCGCAUCGCCACUCAUGGGCCUCUCCUGGCGGCGAGCCAGCGAGCCCGUCAUGUCACGUCAGCUGA